Aureobasidium vineae is the source of this 1608-nucleotide messenger RNA. Lineage: Eukaryota; Fungi; Ascomycota; Dothideomycetes; Dothideales; Saccotheciaceae. The record is from the annotation of a GenBank genome assembly.
AUGGCCGGACAACGUGGACCCGUACCGGUACAGGCUCAGGCCGGCAGCCGCGACCUCACUCAGGAAGUGCUGGACCUUUUGGACACCCAGCAGAGCGUUGCGACCGAGAGCGACCUGCCCGAUGUAGCACAAGCCGAAAUCAAGGCCGCCCUGGACAGACUGGCCUCGAGAAACAUGGUCGUCUACGAGACCAACGACAAAGAACAAGUUGUGCUCACAAAGGAGGGCGAGCAGAUUGCCAAUGAGGGCAGUCACGAGUUCAAAGUGUGGGAGGCUGUCAAGAGAAAGGGCCAGAUGCCUUUGAAGGAGCUUCAGAGUGAGUUGCCAGACUCGGCCAAGGUUGGUCAGGGCAAUGCUUUCAAGCUCAAGUGGAUCAAGAAGGACGGCGAUGUGCUCGUGUCGCUGGUCGACUCGCCCAAGGACACCACCCGCGAAACCCUCGCCGCCAUCCAGAACACCAAGUCGCUGUCAGACAACAAGCUGCUCGCCGAUCUCAAGAAGCGCAAGUUGGUCACCGUCACAAAGGUUAUCAGCUAUGUCGUUACCAAGGGCGACAAGUAUGCAAAGGAGAUGCCCGUCGAGCACACAGAUCUCACACCCGAAAUGCUCGAGUCGGGCGAGUGGAAGACUGCAAACUUCAAGCCCUACAACUUUGCUGCACUCGGUUCGCAGCAGCAUGCCGGUGCUCUGCAUCCGUUGAUGAAGGUGCGCGAGGAGUUCCGCAAGAUCUUCUUCCACCAGGGCUUCAUUGAGAUGCCCACGGGCAGAUUCGUCGACACUGGCUUCUGGAACUUUGACGCUCUCUUCGUGCCCCAGCAACACCCUGCCCGUGACCUCCAAGACACCUUCUACGUCUCUGACCCCGUGUCUGCCGACUUCCCCCGCGCGGACCCCAUCGCAGACGCCGCCAUGGAAGCCAUGGAGAAAGACGCCAAACUCUACGAUCCCCGCCUCGCAUCCACUGAGCAACCAAAACUCGACUACCAAAAAUACUACGACAACGUGCGCAAAGUACACCAAGACGGCGCUUUCGGCUCCAUCGGCUACAGAUACCCCUACAACGAUGCCGAGACCACCAAACUCGUGCUGCGAACACACACAACUGCUGUUUCUACAUAUGUUCUGCAUCGUCUUGCCGCCAACCCACGUCCUUGCCGCUACUUCUCCAUCGACCGCGUCUUCAGAAACGAAACCGUGGACGCCACCCACCUGGCAGAAUUCCACCAAGUCGAAGGCGUGAUUGCCGACUACGACCUCACUCUCGGCGGCCUAAUGGCCUUCCUCGAAGGCUUCUUUGCCAAACUCGGCAUCUCCAAUCUCCGCUUCAAGCCAGCCUACAACCCCUACACCGAACCUUCCAUGGAAGUUUUCGGUUACCACCAAGGGCUUGGCAAGUGGGUAGAAAUUGGCAACAGCGGUAUGUUUAGACCUGAAAUGUUGGAAUCUAUGGGUCUGCCCAAGGAUCUGAGGGUUUAUGGGUUUGGAUUGUCAUUGGAGAGGCCGACGAUGAUCAAGUAUGCCGUGUCGAAUAUUCGUGAUUUGCUGGGUCACAAGGUGGAUUUGAAUUUCAUUGAGAGUAAUGCUGCUGUUAGACUUGAUAAGGAUUAG